Ornithorhynchus anatinus (platypus) is the source of this 2125-nucleotide messenger RNA. RefSeq names its product complement C8 beta chain (gene C8B). The record is from RefSeq and is a predicted model, not a curated record. Gene Ontology annotation, cellular component: membrane attack complex. Lineage: Eukaryota; Metazoa; Chordata; Mammalia; Monotremata; Ornithorhynchidae. The transcript is spliced from 12 exons. Bases 89 to 1852 code for a protein of 587 amino acids. Gene Ontology annotation, molecular function: protein binding. Gene Ontology annotation, biological process: immune response.
UGCUCGGAGGCCGCUGACCCAGUGCGCUCCGGACGCUCGGCCGGCUGCCGCGCCGACCCCAGCCUCCCCCUCGCCGCCGGCCGCAGGCAUGCCUCUGCCUCCGGGCCCUGCGGGGCCGCUCCUGCUGGGACUGGUGCUCGCCUGCCUGCUCCCGCCCUUCUCCCGGCCUGGCAGCGCCAACAGGACUGAGCCGGCGCCGGAGGCGCGCGGCAGAAGGCAGGCCCCGGCGAGGCGGCCCCGCAGUGUCCAGAUCGCCCCCGAGCCGAUCGACUGCCAGCUGUCUGACUGGUCACCCUGGACCACCUGUGACCCCUGUCAAAAACUACGGUACAGGUCCGCCCGCGUGCUCCGGCCUUCCCAGUUCAACGGCGAGCCCUGCCAGGACCCGGACACCGAGGCCGAGGCCUGCGCCGCCCCCGGACCCUGCCCCAAGCUCAGACCCUGCGAGGGCUUCCUGUGCGAGGAGACAGGGAGAUGCAUCAAGCGGAGGCUGCGCUGUAACGGGGACGACGACUGUGGGGAUGGGUCGGACGAGAGGGGCUGCAGCAAGAUUUACCAGAAAUGUAGCCCGGACCUGGAGCGGUACUGGGCCAUCGGCCGGCUGGCCAGCGGGCUGAACCUGUUCACGAACCAGCUGGAGGGUCCCGUCCUGGACCACGUCCACUUCGCCGGAGCCUGCGCCCCCAACUACGUCCUGGACCGGCGCUUCCGAAAACCCUACAACGUCGAAGGCUACGAGCCCCAAACCAAGGGGAAGUACGAGUUCGUGCUGAAGGAAUACAGCUCGUUCUCCAGCUUCGAACGUGACACCAUGCUUAACCGCUCCGUCCAGUCCAGCUUCGGCUUGGGCUUCAAGAUCUCCAAAGUCUUCGAGUUCGGCUUCAACCACAACAGCAACGACGUGCGCAACUACGUCAGCCGGACCAAACGCUUCUCCAGCUCGGAAAGCCGGUUUAUGUACGCGCGGUCGGAGCUCAGCGUGGCUCAAUACAAGCUGAAGUCGCGGGGCCUGGUGCUGCAUCCCGAUUUCCUGCGGCGGGUCCGGAAGCUGCCCCUGCCCUACGCCUACGGGGACUACCGAGACCUCUUCCGCGACUUCGGGACGCACUUCGUCACCGAGGCCCGGCUGGGCGGCGUCUACGAGUACACCCUCGUGAUGAACGGGCGUGCGCUGGAGGAACUAGGAGUCUCCCUGAGCGACGUGCAGUCGUGCGUGCAAGGAGGGCUCAAGGCGGGAGCGACCGUUAAGGGGGUCUACGUCAGCGUCGGAGUCUCGCAUGGAAAGUGCAAGGCCAUCCUGGACGAUAUCAGAGAGAACACGUCAGAAAGGAAGUUCGUGCAAGAUUUUGUGGUCCUGGUGCGGGGUGGAGGGAGUGAGCACGUCACAGCGUUGGCUCACAAGGAUCUGCCCACGGCCGACCUCAUGCAGGAGUGGGGAGACAGCGUCCAGUACAACCCGGAAAUCAUCCAGCUGCAGGCCGAGCCGCUGUACGAGCUGGUCACCCCGGCCGACUUCGCCUCUGCCAGCACCCUGCGGCAGAACAUGAAGCGGGCCCUGGACGAGUUCCACGAGGAGACCAGCCCCUGCCGCUGUGCCCCUUGCCGGGGGAACGGGAUUCCCAUCCUGAAAGAGACGCGCUGUGAAUGCCUCUGCCCCGCCGGGUUCCGCGGCACGGCCUGCGAGAUCUUCGUCCGGCAAGCCCCCGUGGCGGACGGGCAGUGGAGCUGCUGGUCGAGCUGGUCCGGGUGUUCGGGAGGUCAGCGGCGGAGGAGCCGCACGUGCAGCCACCCUGCCCCGCAGGCCGGGGGCGGGGACUGCCUUGGGCCGUCCGACGAAACGGCCAGGUGCUAGACGCCCACCCCGGGCCCCGGCCCGCCGAGGAUCUCUGCUCCCCUCCGCACGUGCUAGUCCUUCGUUCCCAAUUACCCGGUGUGGGCCAGUACAGCGGUCUGCACCCAAAUCCAUCGUUCUGCCCAUCGCGGGGGCUCUGCAUUCAGUAGGCGCCCGGGACAGGCCUCUGCACAUAGUAGGUGCCCAUUACAGUGCUCUGUUGACAGCCAGCGCCCAGCACGGUCCUCUGCACAGAGUAACUGCUCAAUAAAUGUAGAUAAUGUUGAACUUCCA